CUCUAUAAUAGAGCAGAUGCAGAACUAGUGGACGACGCCCAUCUUAGUACACAGUUAGCUAGUCACCCAAAUGGUUACGCUAAGUGUGCCUGUGGCUGUGGUCAUGCCUUGGUUAGCUCUCCUGCUCAUCUCCGUGCUAGCUGCCCGGCUGAUCCAUUUGCUAUUGAUGAGAUGGAACAGCAGUAGCCCAUACAAGGUAGCAGGGGCGGCAGCUGCAAGGCUGCCGCCGGGGUCGAGGGGCUUCCCCGUCAUUGGCGACACGCUCGAGUUCUUCAGCCAGAGCCCAUCGCUCGAGCUGGUCCCCUUCUUCAAGCGACGUCUUGAACGGUAUGGUCCAAUUUUUAGGACAAGUUUGUUCGGUGAAGACCUCAUAGUUUCCAUGGACAAAGAGCUGAACAACUUGGUGUUCCAGCGAGAGGAGAAGCUAUUCCAGAUCUGGUACCCGGAGUCGGUCAUGAGAAUAUUUGGAGCCGACAGCAUCAUCUCAAAACUUGGGUCCUUCCACAGGCACAUGAGGAGUCUAGUCCUUAGGCUGUUCGGCCCUGAAAAUCUCAGGCUAGUCAUGCUCCAUGAUGCUCAGCGAACGGUCCAGACCAGCCUGCUCUCGUGGCUCAAUCAACCCAGCGUUGAACUGAAGGAGGCAACUGCAAGUAUGAUAUUCAGCAUCACAUCAAAGAGGUUAAUCAGCUAUGACUCCUCAAACUCAGAUGGGAAUCUCUGGAAGCAAUACGAUGCAUUAUUUCAGGGAAUGCUAGCAUUUCCACUCUACAUCCCUGGCACAGCAUUCUACAAAUGUAUGCAGGGACGAAAGUAUGUCAUGAAGAUUUUGAGGAAGAUGCUAGAUGAGAGGAUGAGGGCGCCACAUCGGGAGAGUGUCGACUUUCUUGAUCUACUGAUCGAUGAUUUGAAAGAGGAGAAGCAUUUAAUGAAUGAGAAAAUUGCGUUGGAUUUGCUCUUCUUGCUGCUCUUCGCCGGCUUUGAGACCACGUCAUCCGCGAUAACUGCCACAGUCAAACUCCUAACAGACAAUCCGAAAGCCCUACAAGAACUUACAGAGGAGCACGAGAACAUCCGGAAAAGAAGGGUUGACCCUGACUCCGAAAUCACAUGGGAGGAAUACAAGUCCAUGAAAUUUACGUCUCAUGUCAUACACGAAGCAUUAAGGCUGAUUAACAUCGCUCCGAUAAUGUUUAGAAAAGCUACAGAGGAUGUUCAUGUAAAAGGUUACAUUAUACCAAAAGGAUCAAAGAUCAUGAUUAACCCUUCUACUGUUCAUCUGGAUCCUACAAUUUACCAGGAUCCCAAUGCAUUCAAUCCAUGGAGGUGGAAGGGUACUGCUGAACCAGUUAGUGGUGCCUCCAAGGAAUUCAUGGCUUUUGGAGGCGGGCUGCGGUUAUGUGUUGGUUCAGACUUUGCCAAGCUACAGGUGGCUAUCUUCCUUCAUUGCUUAGUUACUAAAUACAGAUGGAAUGUGAUAAAGGGAGGAACCAUGGUGCUUUCUCCUGGACUACAAUUUCCUGGUGGUUUUCACAUCCAACUUCUCCCAAAAGCUUGAUUCGUGGUGUUCAUUUCUGCAAUAUGGACGAUGUUUCUAUGCAUGGCACCAGAGGAUAUGCAGUGUUGUCAUGUUACUUAUUUUGUGGCUAGUUAUUGACUUAUGGAACGCAAGAUUGCUAAUAAGCCCUUUUUUGAGUUGUUAAUAAGCUUCUCCUAUGUAGCAUAAACUAUGACUCAAUUUGUUUCUGCUUCCCAUAUUUGGUAUA
Molecule: messenger RNA, 1763 nt
Organism: Triticum aestivum (bread wheat)
Lineage: Eukaryota; Viridiplantae; Streptophyta; Magnoliopsida; Poales; Poaceae
Product: cytochrome P450 87A3
Exons: 9
Coding region: 71-1555 (494 amino acids)
Biological process (GO): sterol metabolic process; multicellular organism development; brassinosteroid biosynthetic process
Molecular function (GO): iron ion binding; oxidoreductase activity, acting on paired donors, with incorporation or reduction of molecular oxygen; monooxygenase activity
Source: RefSeq, a predicted model, not a curated record